Molecule: messenger RNA, 4858 nt
Organism: Desarmillaria tabescens
Lineage: Eukaryota; Fungi; Basidiomycota; Agaricomycetes; Agaricales; Physalacriaceae
Product: UDP-glucose:glycoprotein glucosyltransferase-domain-containing protein
Exons: 29
Cellular component (GO): endoplasmic reticulum
Molecular function (GO): UDP-glucose:glycoprotein glucosyltransferase activity
Source: RefSeq, a predicted model, not a curated record
GAUUAGAUUUCGUGUCUGCCACGACCGCCAAUGCACACUUGCUUCAUUUCCUACUUUACUGUUCCCAUUCCAUUCCCUUGAAAUCUUCGGGAAAGUCAUUUCAAGUUGAUAUAUUAGCCGUACAGAGGGUGAUUGCUACACCGUCUUCCCCAAUAUGCGGACGUCUGCCGUAUGGGUCCUGUUCAGCAGCGUUUUCGUUGUUUGCUCAGCCGGUCCACCUGUCAAAGUUUCGUUGAGGUCGUCAUGGCGUGCACCACCAGUCCUUGUCGAAAUAAUUGAAACGGUCGCACUAGAGAAUCCAGACGCAUUUUUCCCGUUCGUCGACAGCAUAACGAACCCCGAGACGCAUGCGCUCGCAAAAGAUCUUAGUCCUGAAGCCGUACAUCAGCUCGCACUGCAAGCAGCCGUGGCAGGCGGGUUCCUUACGGAACCGGGGGCACUGACUGCUGUAGAAAUGAACCUGGCAAUGCAUUCUGCGACACCGAAAAUCGAAGCCUUUUAUCAACACUACUCUGAUCUGAAUUCGAAAGUUGAUUGCGGCUCCUGGGUUGACUGGUACGGCACAGUAGUGUGUGACGUGGAGACUCUGGUCCAGCUUGCGGGCAGGGAGACCAUCGAUUCGAAAGAAGGCAUACCUAAUCCUUUCAGCCGACCCAAGAUCCUGCCGUUUGAUCACGUCAACCCUUCUCCCAGCCUGACCUUGAACACUCCGCCUCGCACGGCCAUUCUUUACGCGUCUUUAGACUCGGAAAAUUUCCGAGAGCUGCAUUCGUACCUGUUAUCCCAUGCUUCGUCGAACAACAUUGAAUAUAUCUUCCGAUAUAUUCCCCCAAAGCAAGCCGACGAUGCUCCAAGAAGUUUCUUGUCCGGCUAUGGUGUCGCGCUGGACCUUAAGAAGAUGGAUUACUUGGCUGUGGAUGACCGAAACAUGAAUGGCGGAGCUGGAGCCGCAGACGAUAUCUCAGAGGAGAUUGGGAAACGUAUUGAUGCUGUGGCAUCCUUGAUAGAAGCAUACCCGGAGAAUACCACUGCACCGGAGACUACAGUGCCACUUACAGAAGUGGAGAUCUUAGAGCUGAGUUUGAAGGCGUCUCAAAUUAUUGCUGAAUCUUCCGAGCCUCUGGAUACACUUAGAAUUAUUUCACAAGACUUUCCCAAAUAUGCAACAUCGCUUGGACGACGCGUCGGAGCAAAUGAGAGCGUCGCUGAAGAAUUACACAACAAUCAACUUAGAGUACAAGCCGGUGGACAUGCGUUCUGGUUCAACGGGGUGCCGAUGGCAGAGAAGGAUGUUACGCCCUAUGGAUUACUGAGGAUGUUUCGCAAGGAGCGAGGAAUAAUGUCGUCGUUGACUUCUUUGGAUCUUUCACGGGCUCAAGCGAUGGAGCUCCUCACUCAUCCCAUCAUCGCAGCUGGUCAAGGUGAAAAGUCUGGCUUUGAUGGUUUUGUUGAUGCCAGUGAUCGGCCUGAAGGAGGUGAAGUGAUCACUUGGUGGAACGACCUGGAAAAGGAUAGCCGAUAUCAACGUUGGGACCCAGCUAUUUCUACUCUCCUCCGGCCCUUGUAUCCAGGACAGUUCCAUAACAUCAAACGAAAUAUAUUCAAUGUCGUUUUGGUACUAGACUUAUCUCAGACCAACGCAUUAACUUUUAUUGGCGGCGCAGUAGCCAACAUCAUCGAAAGGAGCUUUCCUUUCCGCUUUGGCAUAGUGCCUAGCAUUGAAAGUGAAGAUGGCUUGAAGAUGGCUCGGUUGUUCUAUUUCCUUGUGGAUAAUUUUGGCCGAAAGAAAACGAUGGGAUAUUUGAAGAAGGCAAUUUUAUCGCUGGUCGGUAUGCCGCCGCAACAUAGGAAACCUAAUGUUCAAUGGGACCUAGUCCGCUCAGAGUUUGAAGAUCUGUUGGAUGCGGAGGACUCGGACCUCGAAGAUGCUAUCUUUGAUAGCAUCAUCGAGGGACAAGUAGAGUUCUCCAAAUCUUUUGACAAGAUCGAUGUAUACACCAAGCGGAUAGGUGCAUCUAUGUCUUCCAACCCAGAAGGGCAUUGCUUUGUCAAUGGGAAACACUUUGACAUGAGCGAGACCUUUCUUCGCAGCAUGCAAAUGGAAGUAACUAGGCAGCUACAGCAUCUACAAGAGGAGUUGUACGAAGGAAAAAUCACUGAUGAUAGUAGCGCUUCUAUAUCGACGUACUUUUACGACCUCCCCACGACCCAGAAAACGAGGAAUCGGUUCAUCGAUGCGAUCGGGAGCUUGCGCAUUUAUAACCUUCCUGAAUUAUAUGCUCGUACGGGCUUCGGCGCUGGUCCUGGCGCUUUCAUAUAUCCUCCUGAGGGGGAAACACCCAUCACACUCUUUCUCAUCGCUGAUUUUAACACUGAGGAGGGGCUCGAACUAUUGAAGUCAGCAUUGACAUCGAUGAACGACCAAUCUCAAACCCGACUUUCUUUUAUCCACAAUCCAAGUGAUCCCAAGUUGGAUAUUACAGCACAGCACACACCCGUUGCGUGGUUGUUAAUACAUCUCAUAUCCAAGGGGCUCCUGUCGAAGUCAUCGCCAGCCCAAUUGAUAAGUGCUUUGGGGCUGGAAGCCCCUCUGUCGGUAGAUGGAGGGCGCUCGCAGAUACCCUUGUCUCAAGAAGGCACCUUUCAGGCACUCGCGGGACAAUCGGAAGCUGAUCCUGAGAAAAUUGCACAGUUCAUGCGAAGUAGCCGUUUAUUGGUGCGAGAGAUACAGCAACCUGCAGGCUCCCAAGGCAUCCUUGUCAAUGGAAGAGUUAUUGGACCACUGGAGACUAAAGAUUUCGUUUCUACAGAUUUCCAAGCACUAGAAACGUACGAGCUGCGUCGGCGAGUCGAAUCUGUGGUAUCUGCGAUACAUGACCCGACUUACAGUUCAGACAGUGCAUCACUUGCCAACCUGGUUUCCCUAGCUUCAUCAAUUAUAUCAUCGAUAAGUUUGCCUGAUCCAAGUGAGGCUGGUCUUUUUGAUACAGCCCCGAGACCUCGGCAAAGAGGCUACACGAUCCUCGAGAGCAAAUAUACGGGUUUCGAAUACGGUGAUAACACCACGGCAUUGUAUCAAAUAUCCGUCAUUACCGACCCUAUCAGUGAAAUUGCUCAGCGUUGGUCAAGUUUAUUACAGUGGAUCUCUACUUUUCCGGACACAUACAUAGAGAUAUACUUGAAUCCUGGACCACACAGUGAAAUCCCAUUGAAACGCUUCUUCAGAUAUAAUCUGAUCCCAUCCCUGUCUUUUGAUGAGGACGGACAUGAGCUUCCCGCGCAAACCAUCUUCGAAGAUCUGCCCGUUGAGCCUAUUUACACGCUUGCUAUGGACGUACCUUCCUCCUGGCUUGUCCGACCGAGAGAGGCACUAUAUGAUCUGGAUAAUAUUCAACUGGGUAACAUAUCACCUGAAGAUAGUAGUGUCGACGUCGUAUUUGAUCUGGACUAUAUCGUCGUGGAAGGACAUGCCCGCGAAACUGUAACCGGAGCUCCUCCUCGUGGUGUCCAAUUAGAGUUACGUAGUGGUGACAACACAGCAGUUGAUGAUACCCUCAUCACAGCUAACCUUGGCUACUUCCAAUUCAAGACGAAACCUGGGGUGUUCAAACUGGAAAUUCGAGAAGGACGCGGACGAGAUAUUUUCACUAUCGACAGUGUCGGUAAUGAAGGAUGGGACAGUCCAAGCGUGGAUGCCGUAGGAAACGAGAUAACGGUCACAAGCUUCGAAGGCUUGACUUUGUACCCGCGGUUUAACAGGGUGCCUGGGAUGGAGACCGUUGACGUGCUUGACCUGCGAUACAAGAAAGCCGACGAUUCCGAGGGGAUGUUGGGUGGCAUAACGUCGCUAUUUAAAUCUAUCUUCGGUUCUACUGAUUCCUCCGUGGUCGCUGUUAACAAGCAAGCCGACAUCAACAUUUUUACUGUUGCCUCGGGAUUGCUGUAUGAGCGAUUUGUCUCGAUUAUGAUUCUUAGCGUGAUGCGCAAUACUAAGAGCACAGUCAAGUUCUGGUUCAUUGAAAACUUCCUGUCACCCUCUUUCCUGGAAUUCAUUCCUCAUCUGGCCAAGGCUUAUGGAUUCCAAUAUGAGCUAGUGACUUACAAGUGGCCAUCGUGGUUACGUGCCCAGAAGGAGAAACAAAGAAUCAUAUGGGCUUACAAAAUACUCUUCUUAGAUGUCCUUUUCCCUAUGGACCUCAAGAAGGUUAUCUUUGUAGACGCGGACCAGAUAGUCAGAGCUGAUCUUCAGGAACUGGUGGACUUAGAUCUUCAUGGUGCACCUUAUGGUUAUACGCCCAUGGGCGAUGAUAAUACCGACAUGGAAGGCUUCCGCUUCUGGAAGACAGGAUACUGGAAGGAUUUCCUGAAGGGGCGACCAUAUCAUAUCAGUGCGCUGUAUGUCGUCGAUCUCGUUCGAUUCCGCCAAGUAAAUGCUCGAUCUACACAGGAUAUACUGCGUGGUCAGUAUCAGCAACUAUCAGCAGAUCCUAAUUCGUUGUCGAACUUGGACCAAGACUUGCCAAAUAACCUGCAACGGGAAGUCCCGAUAUUUUCAUUGCAUGAAGACUGGCUUUGGUGUGAAACUUGGUGUGACAAGGACCGGUUGCAUAGAGCAAAGACCAUCGAUCUUUGCCAGAACCCGCUAACGAAAGAGCCCAAAUUAGCCAGAGCACGACAAAUACCUGAGUGGGAAGUAUACGACACAGAGAUCUCUCAGUUUACUCGCAAGCUUGCUGAACAGGGCCUGAUAAAAUCUCGUAUUGCCGCUGCUGAUACCAAUGUGCUCGCCGGCGCUGGAAGUGCGCCCAGCAGUAGUCCUGAUUCUACGGCUGAGCCGACGGAUAACGGUGGAGCGGAU